Molecule: messenger RNA, 3959 nt
Organism: Lagopus leucura (white-tailed ptarmigan)
Lineage: Eukaryota; Metazoa; Chordata; Aves; Galliformes; Phasianidae
Gene: ABTB3
Product: BTB domain containing 11
Exons: 17
Coding region: 1-3153 (1050 amino acids)
Molecular function (GO): protein heterodimerization activity
Source: RefSeq, a predicted model, not a curated record
AUGAUGGCACGGCGGGGUAAGACGGCGGCGCGGACGCUGGAAGACCUGACGCUGGACUCCGGCUAUGGUGGAGCGGCGGACUCGGUGCGCUCCUCCAACUUGUCGCUGUGCUGCUCGGAUUCGCACCCCGCGUACCCCUAUGGAGGAAGCUGCCGGCCGCACCUAACUGACUCCAUGCACAGUCGCCACAACAGCUUCGACACCGUCAACACCGUCCUAGCGGAAGAUUCCGAGGUGCUGGACUGCGCGGGGCAGCACUGCUCCCGGCUCCUGCCCGACCUUGAGGAGGUCCCCUGGAGCCUGGAGGAGGUGGAGGCGCUGCUGCAGCCGCCGCAGCCGCGCCGGGAUCCGCGGGCGCCGGGCGGCGGCGGCGGCGCGGCGGGGCGGGAUGCGGCGGCGCGGCUGUCCACGCUGGUGAGCCGCGCUCUGGUGCGCAUCGCCCGCGAGGCUCAGCGCCUCAGCCUGCGCUUCGCCAAGUGCACCAAGCACGAGGUGCGCAGCGCCAUGGAGAUCGUGCUGGGCUGGACGCUGGCCGCCCGCUGCACGGCGGCCGCUCUCGGAGCCCUCUCGCUCUACAACAUGAGCGGCAGCGGAGGGGACCGCUUCAGCCGCGGCAAGUCGGCGCGCUGCGGGCUGGCCUUCUCCGUCGGCAAGUUCUACCGCUGGAUGGUGGACAGCCGCGUGGCCCUGCGCAUCCACGAGCACGCCGCCAUCUACCUGACGGCCGGCACCGAGAGCCUCUUCCGCGACAUCCACGCUCGGGUGCUGGCCGGGACCGGGCCCUCCGCCCCGCUGCCGCCGCCCGGCCGUACCACCCCCGCUGCGGCCGCCGGCCCGGCCGAGAGGGAGAAGGAGGGCGCCGAGGGGCCGCGCUUCACGCUGGAGGCUCUGGAGCAGACGGUCAACAACGACCCCGAGCUGUGGGGGCUGCUGCAGCCCUACCAGCACCUCAUCUGCGGGAAGAACGCCAGCGGUGUUCUCUGCUUGCCGGACAGCUUGAACCUUCACAAAGACCAGCAACGGUCAAACAAGCCUGGGGAAGUGCAGAUGUUCAGCCAGUCCGAGCUAAGGACCAUCGAGCAGUCUUUACUGGCUACACGUGUGGGGAGCAUUGCCGAGCUCAGUGACCUCGUAUCCCGAGCCAUGCACCACCUCCAGCCACUGAAUGCCAAGCAGCACGGGAAUGGCACGCCAAUGCACCAGAAGCAGGGAUCACUCUACUGGGAGCCGGAGGCUUUGUACACCCUCUGCUACUUCAUGCACUGCCCGCAGAUGGAGUGGGAAAACCCGAACGUGGAGCCAUCAAAAGUCACACUGCAGACCGAGAGGCCGUUCAUCGUGCUGCCGCCCCUGAUGGAGUGGAUUCGGGUUGCCGUCGCUCACGCGGGGCACCGUCGCAGCUUCUCGGUGGACAGUGAUGACGUACGGCAGGCAGCCAGGCUUCUGCUGCCCGGAGUUGACUGUGAACCUCGACAGCUAAAAAUCGACGACUGUUUUUGUGCAUCUCGGAAACUGGAUGCAGUUGCCACUGAAGCGAAGUUCAAGCAGGACCUGGGCUUCCGGAUGCUCAACUGUGGCCGAACGGAUCUGGUUAAACAGGCCAUAGCCUUGCUAGGGCCGGAUGGGAUUAACAGCAUGAGUGAACAGGGCAUGACUCCACUGAUGUAUGCUUGUGUCAGGGGUGAUGAGGCUAUGGUGCAGAUGCUGCUAGAUGCUGGAGCAGAUCUGAAUGCUGAGGUUGUCAGUACUGCUCAUAAAUACCCAUCCGUCCACCCUGAGACCCGCCAUUGGACAGCUCUGACAUUUGCUGUGUUGCAUGGACAUAUUCCUGUAGUUCAGUUGUUGUUGGAUGCUGGAGCAAAAGUAGAAGGUUCCUUGGAGCAUGGAGAGGAAAACUACUCUGAAACUCCUUUACAGUUAGCAGCAGCUGCCGGAAAUUUCGAACUGGUCAGUUUGCUGUUGGAGCGAGGAGCUGACCCUAUGAUAGGAACAAUGUACAGGAAUGGCAUUUCCAUGACUCCACAAGGUGACAUGAACUCUUUCAGUCAGGCUGCUGCGCAUGGACACAGGAAUGUCUUCCGUAAGCUACUUGCUCAGCCAGAGAAGGAGAAGAGUGAUAUCCUGUCGCUGGAGGAGAUACUGGCAGAGGGGACAGACUUACCUGACUCUGCAGCAGCUCCGCUUUGUGCCAGCCGCAACAGCAAGGCCAAACUGAAAGCCCUGAAGGAGGCCAUGUACCACAGUGCUGAGCAUGGAUAUGUGGAUGUGACCAUUGACAUACGGAGUAUAGGUGUUCCCUGGACACUGCACACAUGGCUGGAGUCCUUGCGAACAUCCUUCCAGCAGCACAGACGACCCCUCAUCCAGUGCUUACUGAAGGAAUUCAAGUCCAUUCAAGAGGAAGAGUACACAGAAGAGCUCAUCACACAGGGGUUGCCUCUGAUGUUUGAGAUACUAAAAGCCAGCAAGAACGAAGUGAUAAGUCAGCAGCUAUCCGUCAUUUUCACUCAUUGCUAUGGACCCUACCCCAUUCCAAAGCUUGUGGAAAUUAAGCGCAAGCAGACCUCUCGCUUAGAUCCCCAUUUUCUUAACAACAAAGAGAUGUCAGAUGUUACAUUUCUGGUGGAAGGAAGACCAUUUUAUGCGCACAGAGUGCUGCUAUUUACUGCAUCACCACGGUUUAAAGCAUUGCUGUCUAGCAAGCCCUCAACUGAUAGUACUUGUAUUGAGAUCAACUAUGUGAAGUACCCCAUCUUUCAGUUGGUUAUGCAGUAUCUGUAUUAUGGAGGUGCAGAGUCACUCUUGAUUAAAAACAAUGAAAUUAUGGAGCUUCUCUCUGCUGCUAAAUUUUUCCAGCUUGAAGCUUUACAACGACACUGUGAGAUCAUUUGUGCAAAAAGCAUUAAUACAGAAAACUGCGUGGAUAUUUAUAAUCAUGCCAAGUUUCUUGGAGUCACAGAACUAUCUUCCUAUUGCGAAGGCUACUUUCUAAAAAAUAUGAUGGUCCUCAUUGAAAACGAAGCUUUCAAGCAGCUGUUGUAUGACAAGAAUGGAGAAACAUCUGGUCAGAAUGUACUACAGGACUUACAGAGGACGUUGGCCACAAGGAUUCAGUCAAUCCAUUUAUCUUCUUCAAAGGGCUCCAUUGUAUAAAGCUGAGGAAGACGGUAACGCUCUAAUAAAGACCCUGCAAGUUAAGUCUCCUGUUGCAGUUGCUUAAAUGAAUACACACAAAAUAGAUUCUACUUCACAUCCAAAUAGUUCCAUGUUGGCCAAAGGUGCUACGCUGAGGCUUCCGCCUCAUUUGGAUGAGGGAAUAUGGAAAACAUAGCUCCUGUAUGCAUCUGAGCAACAGGCCUACCAGAGCGUCCAGUGCAUCGGUGUUGUGCCCAAAUUCUGAACACAAAAGUGUAGUCGUGGAGCUAGAUGCCAACAAAAGCCAGAACUCACAUCAGUGAACAGCAGCAGCCCCUGCCUGAGUGGUGGUGCCAUGGAACACCUGAAUUGACCAAUUACACAUUUAAGGCAAAUGUUCCAUCGUUUCACAUUUAAGAACUAUAUCUAUCCCGGAGUCCAUUAUACACUUAAAAAAUGUAAGAACUGUUGUUGCUGUUGAGCAAAGAUGGAUUGUGUUAAGAGAGUGGGUAAGACUGUUACAACUGAGGAAAUAUACAUACUGGCAGAUUUUUAGGGGUGGGAACUUUUUAAAUUGUUCAUAAAAAUAAUGGGGUGGCCUUGUAGUUUAAAAACUAUUUCUUAAGCUUAAAAUUUCAUUUUCAACAGUUGUGUUUGAGAAUCUAUGUAACAUGUUUUGUUUUUUAAAUGGUUAAAAUGUACAUUGUGUAAACACACAUAUGAUCGAGUUUUGCUUGUAUUCUUUCCUAAAGUGGUAUAAUCUUGCCUACAGGCUAUGGUUACACCAAAGAGGUACAUUACCCAGGCUAUCUCUAAUACAGUAG